This is a messenger RNA of Apis cerana (Asiatic honeybee), 1666 nucleotides long. RefSeq lists its product as uncharacterized. Lineage: Eukaryota; Metazoa; Arthropoda; Insecta; Hymenoptera; Apidae. The record is from RefSeq and is a predicted model, not a curated record.
AUGGAUAUAAUUGCAAGUGUAAAAAAUAAUAACAAUGAAGAUAAAAUUCAAAUGAUUUUUGAAAUGCUUAAACAACAAAUAAAUGAAUACGAUAUUAUAAGUAAGAAUAAAAUAUCAAGAACAGAAUUAAGAAAGCAAAAAAUUCAAAAAUUAGUGACAGAAGAAAAACAUUUGUCCACAGAGUUUCAAAAAAUUAAAAAAGAAUUAAAACGUUAUGAAAAAAAAUAUGAAAAAGCAUUAAAAAAGAAAGUGAAAUUAUUGAAAAUACAGAUUGAAGAGGAUCGACGUAAAUUAGAAGCUACAAAACAAAAAUAUUACAAAUUAGAAACUUACGUAAAUAUAGCAGAAAAGGUAAAAUCAAAGAAAAAAAAUAAACCAUUAAAAGUCAAAAUGAUGUUACCUAAAUUCAUACAAAAGAAUCUACCACUUAGUAAAAAGAUUAAAAUCAAAAUUAAGAAAAACGAAAAAUUAGGUAGGCGUGAAAUGCAUUUUAUAAACGAUAUUAAUGGACAAAAUGUAUCUUCUAAUUUACCUUCUAAUUUAGUAAAAAUUAUAAAACCUUCAAUGAAUACUCGAGAAUGUAAAAUUGUAUUACAAAGAUUGACAGAAGAGCAAAUGAACAAAUAUAUUAAUCAAAAUAGGUUAGGUCAAGAGCGUAUAACAAAAAAGCGUAUAACACGAGAUUCUUUAAAAAAAAAUAAUGGAAAUGAAAUAAAUACGAUUUGUCCAAGAUGGCAUAUAAAAAUUCCAAAAUCAGUAUUUCAAGAAAGUCUCUUACGCAUUAAUAAUUUUAAUCUAAAUUCAACUUCUAUCUCAAAAGAUGUUAUAUAAUUAAAUAUAGUAUAUUUGAUUAUUGUUAGUAAAAUUUAUUGUACAUUAAGAAAAUUUUAUUAAUUAUUAAAUUGUCAAAUUGAAAUUAUUUUAUUAUCAUAACCAAAAAUUAAUUUUAAGAAAACAAAAAAUAAAAAACAUUUAUUAUUGUAAUAAAAUUCUAAGAAAGUAUUAUAUAUAUAUAGUGUACAUAUAGUACAUAUAUAAUAACAAUUUUAUAAUAAUAUUUGUAUACAGUUUUGCACAUUAGACACAGAACAUUAAACACAAUAUACAAUUAAUAAAAAAAAUAGAAUUCAUGCUUUAAAAAAUUGUUAAUUAUUAUAUUAUAUAUUAUAUAAAUAUAUAGUUAGUAUAUAUUAUUAGUAUAUUAUAUAGUUAGUAUAUAUUGUAUAACAAAAAAAAGUGUUAUACAAUAUGUAUAUUAUACAUACAUUAAUAUUUAUUGUACAUACAUAAAUUUUACAGUAAUAUUUAUAGAGUUUUGCACAUGGAACAUUUAAUAUAAUAAAUAAUUAAUAUGCUGAAAAGUAGUUAAUUAUUAUGUAUAUUAUGAAUCUUAUAGUAUUUUUAUUUCUGAAGUAAUUUUUGUAAAAUAUUAAUAUAAUUAAAAUAUAAUUUCAAAUACAUUGUAUACAAUAUUUUUGUAUAAUAUAAUAUUAUAUUAUAUUAUAAAGUUUAAUUAAUAAAUAAUUUAAUGUAUAAAUUAUCAUUAUAUAAAUAAUUUAAUAUUUGUUAUUAAAUAUAUUAAUUAUAUUUUGAGGUGGAAGAAAUUUUUGUAUGAUAAAAAAAAUUUUCAAAUAAAAUUUUUGUUUGUGAAUUUAAUAUAUUUAAA